Messenger RNA from Rotaria sp. Silwood1, 981 nucleotides. The record is from the annotation of a GenBank genome assembly. Lineage: Eukaryota; Metazoa; Rotifera; Eurotatoria; Philodinida; Philodinidae.
AUGACAGAACAUUAUUUAACUGAAAAACAUCAACAUUCUAUACUCAAAGUUGUUCGUCGAAUGUCUUCACAAUUAAACGAUACACAAAUGGAUAUUGAUCUUCCUCGAACAACAGCUGUAGAAGCUUCUAAUCCUGUCACAGUUCAAUUACAAGAACUUUAUGAAAUGCUACAUAUCUUAACAGAUGGUAUCGAAACAUUGAACAAGGAUCAAGAACAUCUAAUGAAUGAAUUACUUCAACUUCAAAUAACACAUCCAGUCUUAGCAGAACAAUUAUCGAAUAUUAAAUUAUCUGUUGAAGAAACAAAUGCUUUUUUACAAGGAGUGAAACAUAAUCAAGAUAUUCUCAAUGAAGAUUUAGCAUCAUUGCAAGAAAAAAUAAAUGAUUUGAAAUAUGUUUCAUAUGAUGGAACAUUUGUAUGGAAAAUUACAAAUUUUCAAGAAAAAUUGCUUGAUGCACAAUCUGAAAGACAAACAUCAAUUUAUUCCCCACCAUUUUAUUCAUCUCCAACUGGUUAUAAAAUGAGAGUUCGUUUAUAUUUAAAUGGCGAUGGAAAUGCUCGUCAUACACAUAUGUCACUCUUUUUUGUGCUCAUGCGAGGUUUAAACGAUCCGAUUCUAAAAUAUCCGUUCAACUAUAAAGUUACAUUUUGUUUGUAUGAUCAGACAUCUGCACAACGACACAUUAUUGAUUCAUUUCGACCAGACAUUCGAUCAAAUAGUUUUCAACGACCUCGAUCAGAUAUGAACACAGCUAGUGGCUUACCAAAAUUUUUCCCCUUGGAAAAUAUUCAACGAGAAGGAAAUCCAUAUGUACGAGACGAUACAAUGUUCAUCAAAAUUAUGGUUGAUUUUGAAGAUAUACCCAAAACAUUAUUGUCCUAUGCUUUGAGUCUCAAUCCCGGUCUACCAAUACAUGUUCAACACAUAAUGAUCAAGCAAGAAGCAGAACAACGUUCUCAACAACGAUCUGACAAAUAA